AUGCCUGAGCUAGAUGAAAUUCAGCACGCCUCCACUUACAGCUCUAGCACUGGAACUGUACCUGUGGAGAGGGGCUGGACUUUCUCCUUUUCCGGAGUUGCCCAGGGCGGGUGUGGGGAUACUUACAAGUCCCCGGCUGCUUGCCGCUAUGUUGAAGUUCUCCUUGGGAACGAUAGGGUUGCCUCAAUGGGGCUGCAAGUCGAGUACCUAGCUUUCUUGGAGUCUCUGGGCGGUAUCCUGGAAAGUGUGCUAACUUGGGACUCCAUUAUUCUCCUGGGGGACUUCAACAGGGGUGUGAUUUGGAGUAACGGCAUGCCCGAUCUGAACCCGAUAGACAGGAUCUCAAGGUGCAGCUCGGGGGAGGAAGGGGUCCAGUUUGGGGACGUCAGAAUUGCAUCUCUGCUUUUUGCAGAUGAUGUGGUUCCGUUGGCUUCAUCACACCAUGACCUUCAGCAUGGAGUUGGGCGGUUUGUGGUUGAGUGUGAAGCCGUCGGAAUGAAAGUCAGCACCUCCAAAUCUGAGGCCUUUGUUCUCUGCUGGAAAACGGUGGACUACGUGAGAUGGACAGGUUAUUUAACUGUUUCCAUUGAGCCUCUGCCUCCCGUUGUCAUUGGAGACACGGUCACGCUCAAAUGCAACUUCCGAACAGAUGGCAACCUUCGAGAGAUUGUGUGGUUUCGGGUGAUGGAAGGAGGCAGUGCCAAGCAGAAGAUUUUCACCUAUGAUGCCAUGUACAACACCAGCUACUCCCAUAUGGAGGACAAUAACAGACGAGAGGACCUGGUCUACCAGUCAACUGUGCGGCUUCCUGAGGUCCAGAUGGAGGAUGAUGGCCUGUAUGAGUGCCAUGUGGGGAUUUAUGACAGGAGCUCCACAGAUAAAGUGAUUCUAGCCUCUGGAAGCAUCGCCCUCACUGUCAUAGUACCUCCCAAGUCUAUUUCUGUGGUGGCAGCUGACAGCCCUGCUCCUUUCAGCCGCUACGAGGCCCAGAACUUCACUCUGGUUUGCAUUGUUACAGGCGCAAAGCCAGCUCCCAUGGUGUACUUUAAGCGGGAUGGUGAGCUUAUUGAUGUGGUGCCAACUUCCCAGUUUUCCUCAUCAGUAGAAGACCAAAGCAAGGGUCCAGGUCUAGAAAAGAGCUGGGGCAAGAGCCAGGCGGGACUCUGGAGCUCCCGAGCUCUUACCAGUCAAGACCUUGAUGACACCAAACUGCAGAGGUCCAUGUCCCUGUUAGAACAAGAGGGAAAGCUAGCCCGGCUGGGUCAAGAUGGCCCCAAAGGCCCCGAACAGAGCCAAGAGCAAGCCUCUGAGUCGGACACCAAGCCAACCACUGAGGUCAUCCCCGAGACAGUGGUGAGCCGGGAGUUUCCUCGCUGGGUCCAAAGCAGUGAUCCGCUCUACUACUUCCAGCACCGACAGCAGGCAGCAGGUGAUGGCACCAUGGAAGUAAGAGCCAUGCUGACCUGGAGCCUCAACCCACAGCUGGACAACGAGGCUUUGUUCAGUUGUGAGGUCAACCACCCAGCUCUGUCCAUGCCCAUGCAGGCCGAGGUCACACUGGCUGCUCCCAGAGGCCCCAAAUUGUCCAUGAUCCCCAGUAAGGCCAAGGUGGGAGACACAGUAUGGAUCACUGUCCAGGGCUUCCAGCUGGGACCUUCUGCAAGUGAUGUUUUCCCUGAGCCCAUAUUCACUUGGACCAAGGUCGGCGGGCGUCUGCUAGAUGGCCGAGAGGAGCAUGACGGAAGGGAACUUGUCCUGGAAAGAGUUCCUGCUGAGCUCAAUGGCUCCAUGUUUCGCUGCACAGCCCAGAAUCCUUUAGGCUCUACAGAUACCCACACCCGCCUCAUUGUGUUUGACAACCCAAGACUGAAGAAAGGAAAAGAACAUUUUAUUGCCAUUGAUGUAGCCGUCAAUCACUGCUCUCUCACUUUAACCUCCGUGCUGCUGCUGGUGCUGAGCUCUACCUGUGAGCUGACGUGA
Messenger RNA from Plectropomus leopardus (leopard coralgrouper), 1980 nucleotides. Lineage: Eukaryota; Metazoa; Chordata; Actinopteri; Perciformes; Serranidae. The record is from RefSeq and is a predicted model, not a curated record.